Molecule: messenger RNA, 1708 nt
Organism: Patella vulgata (common limpet)
Lineage: Eukaryota; Metazoa; Mollusca; Gastropoda; Patellidae
Product: endoglucanase A-like
Exons: 11
Coding region: 67-1635 (522 amino acids)
Biological process (GO): carbohydrate metabolic process
Molecular function (GO): hydrolase activity, hydrolyzing O-glycosyl compounds
Source: RefSeq, a predicted model, not a curated record
UUUCCUGCUGGGAAUGGAAUCAAUGGUUGGGAAGUUAACAUUACCUUCGCUGAAUCUGUAACAUCCAUGGAGAUUGCUUUUGCUGAUGUUCUAAAUAAGUCUGCUGACGGAAAGGUUUGGACUGUUGUUAAUAAAAUGGACAAAGGAUUAUACGAUGCUGGUUCCACGGUCAAGAUGCGAUUCUUCGCUAAAUAUACUGGAACUAAAGCUCCUGAUGGCAUGGCUUAUCUCACAAAUCUAGGUGUCGACAGUCAAGUACUGCCCGCGUUACUAAAUACUGGAUGUACCAAAUACAACUACGAUGAUGUUAUCAGAAAAUCUAUCUUGUUCUACGAAGCUCAAAGAUCUGGUAAAUUACCAGAUAACAACAGAAUACCAUGGAGAGGUGACUCUGGUCUACAGGAUGGUAGUGACGUUGGGGUUGAUUUGACUGGUGGCUGGUAUGACGCUGGAGAUCACGUUAAAUUUGGUUUCCCAAUGGCAUAUUCUACCGCAAUACUUGGAUAUGGGUUACUUCAGUGGAGAGAUGCCUAUGCAGAAAGUGGUCAAUUGGAUUGGAUGUAUGACUCUAUUAAAUGGCCUUUAGAUUAUUUCCUGAAAGCUCACACAAAACCAGAAGAGUUGUAUGUUCAGGUUGGUAAUGCUGGUGCCGAUCAUGGUUUCUGGGGAAGACCAGAAGAUAUGAAAAUGUCCAGACCAGCUUAUAAAGUCGAUGCUACUCAACCUGGAAGUGACGUAGCACACGAAACUAGUGCCGCGUUUGCUAUAGGCUAUAUGAUUUAUAAAGACAAGGAUCCUGCUUAUGCUGCUAAAUUAAAGGAACAUGCUACACAACUAUAUGAUUUUGGUAUGAAAUAUAAAGCUCGUUAUACAGAUUCUGUUUCCGCAGCCUCUGGAUUUUAUAGUUCUUCAAAUAUGACAGAUGAACUCUGUUGGUCAUCACUGUGGAUGUACCAGAUGACUAACGAUUCUAACUAUCUAACAGAAGCCGAGAAAUGGUUCCAACCCGGUCCAGCUUGGGGAAUGUCAUGGGACGAUACUCAAGCCCCAAAUCAGGUUUUAUUAUAUCAGUUUACCAAGAAAGAUAUUUAUAAACAAGCUGUUGAAGAAACAUUUAAAUACUGGAUGCCUGGUGGAACAAUAAAAUAUACACCAAAAGGAUUGGCGUGGAGAUUACAAUGGGGGUCUCUUAGAUAUGCAUCUAACAUGGCGUUGGUAGCUUUAAUGGCUGCUGAAGCCGGAAUUAAUGCAGAGAAAUAUAGAGUCUGGGCUAUGUCACAGAUUCAUUAUGCUUUAGGUGAUACAGGUUUUAGUUACGUCAUUGGAUUUGGUGAUAAAUAUCCUUUAAGACCCCAUCACAGAUCAGCAUCAUGUCCUUGGGCACCAGCCCCCUGUUCUCCAAAUACUGUCCAUAGACCACAGCCUAGUGUCCAUACACUCUAUGGAGCUUUAGUUGGAGGUCCUGAUGCCGGUGAUCAAUAUAAAGACACCAGGGAGAAUUAUAUUAAUAAUGAAGUUGCCACUGAUUAUAAUGCUGCUUUCCAAGGAGCCGUAGUUGGUUUGAGAUCAUUGAUUUUAAGAAAGAUCCAUCCUGAGCAGCUAGCAGGAACUGCUAAAUGUAACUUUUCAAAGUGAUAACCCAUCUAAUGUAUCCUCGAUUAUUUGAGAAUUGUUUUCAAUGAAUCUUACAUAUUAAAAUAUUUUCUAU